Messenger RNA from Oncorhynchus masou masou (cherry salmon), 6000 nucleotides. Its product is annotated as acid-sensing ion channel 2-like. Gene Ontology annotation, molecular function: ligand-gated sodium channel activity. The coding region runs from base 1472 to 3148 and encodes 558 amino acids. The transcript has 10 exons. Gene Ontology annotation, biological process: sodium ion transmembrane transport. Gene Ontology annotation, cellular component: plasma membrane. Lineage: Eukaryota; Metazoa; Chordata; Actinopteri; Salmoniformes; Salmonidae. The record is from RefSeq and is a predicted model, not a curated record.
CGCUCGCUCUCUCACUGGCUGGGUGGACAGAGCUGUGGCGCAGGAGGAGAGGAGCACAGAGAGGACACGCUGCCCGAUCAGAGAGAGGGGACCAGAGGAACAGUCUGUCUGCAUGGGAGGAAGAGAAUACAGAAAAUAACAGGAAAGUGAAAGAGAGAGAGAGAGAGAGAGAGAGAAUGCACACAUCUACUUCAUGGGAGGAGGAGCCUGGUUGGGGGUGGAGCUGAGAAGGAUUGACUGACAUCGGCACAAGAGGAGGAGGAGCGUGAGGGCAAGUUAAUGAAUUUGAUUUGGAGAGAAGUAUUUUUAGAAAAGGAAGAAAACAAGAGGAGCGUUACGAUUGGAAAUGCCACAGUUCUGAGGGAGAGAAACAGAGAGUGAAAAAAAACUGGAGCGAGAGAAUGAGGGAGAGAGAGAUACCAGGAUCUGAGCGUGACUGAACAGAUUUUCCAUCGACUCUGGUCAGGUUUCCCACAGGGAAACGCAGUGUGUGUGCAUGUGCUCCUCUCUCAGUGUGAAUGAGUGUUUGCGUGCAUCUGGGACUAAGAAGCGUCUGCUCCUCGCACUAGACGGGCUGGCCGUACAUUAUCACCCGCAGGACACAACACCCGCUCCUCCAGUCAAGAGAGGAGGAGAAGAGAAAGGAGAACGGAGGGGGGAAUAGGGAGGGAGUGACAGAUGGGAAGAGGGAAGGCUGGAAAUCAAGAAGAUAAAAGUGAGCUCACAAAAAAAGCUGGAGAAUAAAUUAGCGAGGUAGACUCACAAAGGCAAUUAGUGAUGUGCGGCUGCUCGUUUUAGCAGUGUCAUGUAAACAAGUCCAGCCUCUGGCCGUGGUGGUGGUGGAGGGUUAGCAGGUUGAACGAGGCUGAGCAUCACUGAUCGAAGUGGAGCGACGGCAAAGUCCCAAAGACAGCAGCCUCGGUCGGCAGAGAGAGGAGCGCCGACAGAGCAGAGGGAACCGGCGGGACGAGCCUUUCUUUGACAGACGGCACCAGAUAGAACCACAACAGACUCACUGCUCUCUUCUUUAACCUUCCGUUCUUUCAUUUUGUCUGUGCUUCUCAGCUCAUCUUGCCUCUCUCUCUCUCUCUCUCUGUCUCUUCCUCUCUCGCUCUGUGCUACACUAACUGGUGCGGAUGCUGGAGUGGCUCAUGUAGAAGCUGCAUCGCUUGGUGCAUAUUUGCAUGGCUGAAUGUAUUUUUUACUGCUGAGUUGGGUGAGUGGAGUACUUUCAGGUCAAGGGAACCAGAUGGACUGAGUGGGAGAAGCCCAACAAGUAGCUAAAGAGUAAAACAGGACACCAACUACAACAAACAGAAGACACUGUGACAGAGAGAGAGCGUUAGUAUGUGUGUGUGUGAGUGAGGUUGUGUGUGAGGAGCUUGUACGGAUUGUGUGUAACAGCAGAGCUAGAUAAGCACAAAUCCAGGUGUGGAUUACAUCGGUGGGGAUAUCGGUGCCCUGGAGCUCCAUGUGGGGCCCAGCCCCUGAGGCCUGGCUGGGAGAUGAAGCCUUUCUCUCUGUACUAGGAGCGGUGUGGGCAGCCAUGGCUCUGGAGGGGCGAUGUCUCCAGCGGGGAUCCCCAGCCGUGGUGAGGAGAGGCCGCCGGCGCCUCCCUGCAAGGCCAGGCCUGUCCUCAAUCACCUCCACCCUGCUGGCUGGGACAAGUCUGCAUGGCCUCAGGCAUGUUUGUGUGUCCGGUGGCUCCAUAGGCCGUCGGGCCUUCUGGCUGCUGGCCCUGUGCACCUCAUUGGGCCUGCUCCUGUCCUGGUCCUCCAACCGCCUGCUCCACUGGCUCUCCUUCCCCACCUACACACGGAUCCACACAGAGUGGGCCAAGGAGAUGGCCUUCCCCACAGUCACUAUCUGCAACAACAACCCAAUCCGCCUCUACAAGCUCACCAAAAGUGACCUGUACUUUGCUGGGCACUGGCUGGGCCUACUGCUGGCCAACCGGACGGUGAGACCCAUGGUGCUGGAUUUGCUGCAGGAGGACAGCCAGGCCUGGUUCAGCAAACUGUCUGACUUCAGGCUGUUCCUGCCCCCCAGAAACUUUGAGGGCAGCAACCUGGAGUUUAUGGACCGGCUGAGCCACCAGCUAGAGGAAAUGCUUCUCUCCUGCAAGUACCGAGGAGAACCGUGCGGUCCCCAGAACUUCACCUCUGUGUUCACCAGGUAUGGGAAGUGUUACAUGUUCAACGCAGCGGAGGAGGGGAAGACGCUGCGGACCACCAUGAAGGGAGGGACGGGGAACGGCCUGGAGAUUAUGCUGGACAUCCAGCAGGACGAGUACCUACCCUUGUGGGGCGACACAGAGGAGACAGCGUUCGAGGCGGGUGUGCGGGUGCAGAUCCACAGCCAGGCAGAGCCCCCAUUCGUCCACGAGCUGGGCUUUGGCGUUGCCCCAGGCUUUCAGACCUUUGUUGCCACUCAGGAGCAGAGGCUGACCUACCUGCCUCCUCCGUGGGGAGAGUGUGAGUCCAAGGCCCUAGACUCUGGCUUCUUCCAGGUCUAUAGUGUGACAGCUUGCAGGAUCGACUGUGAGACACGCUACAUUGUGGAAAACUGUAAUUGCAGGAUGGUGCACAUGCCCGGUGAUUCUCCAUUCUGUACCCCUGAACAGUACAAAGACUGUGCAGAGCCUGCCCUUGCCAAGUUGUCAAUGCUGGAGAGUAGUAACUGCAUCUGUAGGACACCAUGCAACAUGACACGCUACAACAAGGAGCUGUCCAUGGUCAAGAUCCCCAGUAAGACCUCAGCACGCUACCUGGAAAAGAAGUUCAACCGCUCUGAGAAAUACAUCACGGAUAACAUCCUAGUCCUGGAUGUGUUCUUUGAGGCCUUGAACUAUGAGACCAUUGAGCAGAAGAAAGCCUACGAAGUGGCAGGCUUACUGGGUGAUAUAGGUGGUCAGAUGGGUCUGUUCAUCGGGGCCAGUAUCCUUACCAUCCUGGAGCUAUUUGACUACGCCUAUGAGGUGGUGAAGGACAAGUUGCUGGACCUACUGAGCCGAGACGACGAGGAGGAGAGCCACGGAGAGGACGUGAGUUCCUGUGACCCGGUGGGGAACCACUCGGAGGCCAUCAGCCACACGGUGAGCGUCCCCCUACAGACCACCCUGGGCACGCUGGAGGAGAUCGCCUGCUGAGCCCCCAGCCCAGCUCCACACACACACCAGGCAAGGCCACUGUGAGCCACCACCUCACGGGGAGCCAGUGAGCAGCAGCCUCUUCCACAGGCUACCAGGACAGAAUGAUAGCGACUUUGGUGGGGAGGAUGGGUGGCUGGUCAGAGGAAAGGGUGGCUGGGUUGGGCUAGACUGGGCUGGACUGGGCCUCCCCUCCACACUGUCACUGUAGCACUAAUGGGGAUUAAGGAGCUGUCACCUGGACUUACUGGUGCUCUCUGUUACUGAACUGUUACUGUACUGCUGGAGGAGGACAGCCACCUCCCCUCCCCCUCACAUGCUCAUCUACCUGACUCAUAGGUCUUCUCCAGUUCACAGACAGACAGACUGCACUGUAAACCUAACGGGAAGGGGCUCAUCUCUGUCCUAGACAUGUGUAUUCACUAGUCACUCAUCGGUCAGUACUGCCAGACAUUGUACCAUAACAGUUGCUGUGAACUGUCCAAGUUGCAUGCGCUGCUUCCUCUCAGAGACGGUUUCUCUCUUUGGUGAUGCUGAUUGGCUGAUGCUGGACUGCAGUGUUGCUUUACUGUACAUUUUCCCUGUCUCUCUCUCUCUCUCUCUCUUUCUGUCAUUCUCUCUCCGGGGCCUAUGGGAUGAGGCCAGCUAUAGAAAUAGAAUGUAUAGAUUGAUCAUGGUUCACUGUAACAUAUUUCAUAUGACACAUCCAUCUAAGGCAGUUCCAUUUUGUUGAUGCACUGUUUUCUUAGGCGGCAAGUUGUAUAUCUACGGGAAUGGCUGUUGGGUCUGUAUUUGCAUUCUUAUUGGGAAAACAUGAGUAUUCUAAAGACUCAAUUCCAAAAUGACUGUUUUGCAUUCGGUUAUUUAUUUUGUUGUUUAAUGCAUCCGUUCUAUUGAUUCCACUCCUAUCAAUUUACCACAAGGUGAGUACCCCGAGGGAAGGCAAGGUACUGAGCUGCUUCUCAACAACAUAUUAAACAGGUGCCAUAUUCCUAUGUGUAAACUCAUGUAAAUGAUUAAACGCUUGCCUCUUGGCGGCAGCGCCUCAGUGGGGUAAAAGCACUCAUUGAUGACUGAGGCUGAGCCAAAACCAGAGAGGUGGAGUAUGACAUUGUUUACCUGGCAGAAUACAAGCAGAGUACAAAUGUCGCUCAUAAAUGAACAUGCUGAGGGGGUUUAGUUUCAUUUCAUCUGCAUGAUGUGGGUGUGUUGUCUGGUGAGAACUGACGGACUCCCAACUCAUCAUAUUUUACAUAAUGGACUUGGCCCUUACAUAGAGAUAUCCCAGCUAGAAAUUGAAUUGAAUUGAAAAUGGAAUUUCCAUGAAAAUCACUGUUCUAUUAAUGGAAAUAAUGUUUGGACGAUAAUAAUUGCACUGAUGUAGAUUCAGAUGAGGGGAAAUGAUCUUCUGAUUCAUUUGAGGAUACAGGGUGUGUUGUAUUAUUGUGUUAAUAUUGGUGUUGUAGUACGAAAAACUAAAAUGGGUACAAGACAGUGUUCUGUCCUGUCUACAGUGGACAUGUUAUUGAAGGUCUUACAUGAACCAACUUAUGACUGGUUGACAUUUUGAUUUGAAGCAAAUACAAAUUUGCUAACAGAGCAGGAUAAUACUAACACAACGGAUUCAAAUAAUCAAGCCCAACAUGUUAAACCUGUCGUUUGCAGAAACGGGAGCCUGCAGAGUUUGCCAGGACUAUUGUCCAUCUCUGACUGAAAGAGACAAUCUUUCUCAAAUUGGAAGUGAUUGGAAUAUUUUUUUAAUAGACGAUAGCCCCAACCAAACACAUUUAAUAACCAGUUAAAAUGAAACUCACCAAACCAUGGGUGGUGUGAAAACCACAGGAGGUGUUUUUCUGUUCUCAAAAAAAGUGACAAAGGACUUUCCAAAGCCCUGACAUGAAACGCUGACUGGUCUGAGUCCAUCUCAGAAAGGAUUUGGUUUGCACUUUGUUUCGUUAACACCCUCCCAUCUAGUGCCAUCACACUAAAAAGGGCCAUAUUGCAUCACUAUGAUAUGACGAGUACAUCCAUCCAGAGUAGCAUAUCAACUAGCCAUGGUUAUCCAGACAGGCGGGAGGUAGCCUAGCAGUUAGCGUGUUGGGCCAUUAACCGAAAGGUCGCUGGUUUGAAUACCCAAGCCCAUAAGGUGAAGAAUCUGUCGAUGUGCCCUUGAGUCAGGCAGCUAAACCUCAUUUGCUCCAGGGGCGCCGUACUACUAUGACUGACCCUGUAAAACAACACAUUUGACUGCAUCUAUCCGGUGUAUGUGACAAAACUUCUACUAUGUCAUCGUUAUAAUGUACAGUACAGGUGGGAAUGAACUCCAAGUGCUUUGUGAACUAUGAUUUCCUGUCUGUUGUUGACCUGCUGUGUGUAAUCUAAUCUCUCAUGUAUGGCUUAUCAUGUCUCCUUUAUCAGUGACCUCAGCCAUCUCCAGGGGCGGACUUGCCAUCUGGCAUUUGCCCGAAAUGCCAGAUGGGCUGGUUCAUUUUUAGCCUAGUGGGCCUGUCUAACGGAAAAAAAAUAUUUUGCUAAAUUAUCAUUAUCUGACCUUGAGGAAAAAUAUGGACCGGUGUGAGGACCUCAAGGAAAAAGAUGGGCCGGUAUAUUGCAAAUGCAAAAGCCAAUUUCUGGUCCCAGUCCUCCCCUGCUUCUCACCUACUGUAUAGAUCUGUCCAUGGAGAGAGGUGAACUACUAUGGGACACAUACUGAGUCUCAGUGAAAAUGCCACUGGUUGUUUCUUCUCUUUUGUUUUCUAUUGUUAUUGCAGGACUGCUUUUUAAUUUUGUGAUGCAGCGUACAGUAUGUGUUUUUAAUGUGAAACGAUUAAAAAAAAUGUUUUUGCUGCGGG